Molecule: messenger RNA, 1659 nt
Organism: Copidosoma floridanum
Lineage: Eukaryota; Metazoa; Arthropoda; Insecta; Hymenoptera; Encyrtidae
Gene: Ubc2
Product: ubiquitin conjugating enzyme 2
Source: RefSeq, a predicted model, not a curated record
UUUGCAGUCUGCCCAGAAGAGCCGGGUGCAGCUGUGUUUGUACAAAAAAUACACUGAUACAAUAAAAAAAAAAUUUGACUUGACCUCGUCUCGUAGUACAGAAGUUGGGUUAAGUACUGGUGAAGUGGAAGCACUGUGCUGGAGUUGAAAAAAUUCGUCACACUGUCAACGACUUAGUUAAAGUAGCCGAUAGAGUUCGAGAGUUAUACCUUUUAAAACAUGGCAUCAGGAGCAGGGUCUAGUGGUACUGGCAGAGGUCGUGGAUCAUCAUUAGCUGACAACAAACCAGAAAGUAAAGAGUCCAAACCUAAUCCCAAAAUGUCUAAGGCCUUAGGUACCUCUGCUAAAAGGAUACAAAAAGAAUUAGCAGAGAUAACUUUAGAUCCACCUCCGAAUUGCAGUGCUGGACCUAAAGGUGAUAAUUUGUAUGAAUGGGUUUCUACAAUUUUGGGACCACCAGGAUCAGUAUACGAAGGUGGUGUUUUCUUUUUGGAUAUACAUUUUUCUCCAGAAUAUCCUUUCAAACCACCAAAGGUGACUUUUAGAACACGAAUUUAUCACUGCAAUAUAAAUAGCCAAGGAGUGAUAUGUUUAGAUAUCCUCAAGGACAACUGGUCGCCAGCACUGACUAUAUCAAAAGUUUUGUUGUCCAUUUGUUCUCUUUUAACAGACUGUAAUCCUGCUGACCCUUUGGUAGGCAGUAUAGCAACGCAAUAUAUACAAAACAGAGAAGAACACGAUCGCAUAGCUCGCCUUUGGACUAAGCGUUAUGCGACAUGAGCAGCGUUAGUGCAUAAUUUUAAAGAGCUCCUAUCAGUCUCAUGCCAAUUUAAUAGUUCACACAUUAUUCAGAAAACGCUGCUGACUCGGGUAAUUUUUAAAAUGUUUUUCUGGACAGAUUUCAAGUUUAAGCAAAAGACAUUUUCGCAUUCACAAGGGAAUUUCGCUGUCUGUCGUAAAUAUAAACCCUUGCUAACGGCGCUGGUCUUCAACGCUCGAUCCACAUCCCCAUUUUGUGUCAAUUUACGAUUCUAACAAUUUUUCCUAUAAUCUUAGACAUUAAGUCGUUGACUGCGCGAGCGUGAAUACAUAUUUACGACAGAACGUUUGUUUCUUCCUUUAGAAGUAAAGACUAAAAAGCUCAAACUGCUUUUUUUCUUGUGUUUAGGUCGAAAGUUAUUUAAUAUACUUGCACAGUGUGCCUGAAAACGAACAAUGUAUAGAAAGUGUCGAAGGCAUGAGUGUGAAAUGGAGUAUUUUUUUGUUUGGAAUAAAUUUUCAAACGGCAUAGAGGAGAGGAGGGAAUUUCAGAAUGAUUGAAUAGAAGAAAAAUAUAAAGAUUGUGAUGGAAUUAUUUUGAAAGGAGGAGAAAAGGUACCGCGACGAGCUAGUAUUUAAUUAAGAAAAGUAAACACACGAACUAAAAUAAACGAUAAAUUCCUAAGUUGUAAGUGUAGGUACUUAGACUGUAAGGUCGAUACGAAUGAGUAAUGUAAAUGGGAAAGGGCCCACACACGUCUCCCGAUCGUUGUGUCUUUUUUUUCGUACUCAUUAGAUGUCGGGACUUUUAUAUGCUUUAUUGUUUCUUAAUCCUGAUUACUUUUAUUAUAUUAUUCACCUCUGCGGUUUUUUAAUUAAUUUUUGCUGAGCAUACGUUUU